AUGUUGUAUAUGUGGGAGAUAACCAUGAUAUGGACCUGCUUCAGUCGAUUCCCAAACGACCACAUACUACUGAAGGCGACGAUCUGGGCGUUGCUCGCCGUGGAUACGGUCGGAGUGGCGGCCACCAACGCGACCGCGUAUUUGUACGUUGUCACGCAUUGGGGCGACCUGGUGGGCAUAUCGAAAGAAUACUGGUCAUACCCUCUGUACUGCGUCGCCACUGCGUUCUCGGCGCUCAUCGUCCAGUCGUUCCUUAUAUUCCGAUUCUGGAACCUCUCUAAGAAUCACAUUCUGACCGCUCUCAUUUGGUGUAUCAGCUGGGCUGCUUGGGUCGCGGGCAUCUACACGUCUGCGCUUCUUGUAAAAUUUCCGUUCCUCACUCAGCGGGACAAAUUUGUUACACCUGUGGCCGUGUGGUUCGGAUGCUCCACGGCUUGCGAUCUGGCUAUCACUCUUAGCCUCGUCUGGCAGCUGCGGAAGGUCAAGACGCCGUUCGCAUCCACGCAAACGUUGAUCUCGCGUCUCACGAACAUGGCGAUACGCACGGGAUGUGUGACUAGCUUCUUUGCGCUGCUGAUCCUCGCGCUUUACGCCCAAGACCCGGCCGGCAGUAUCGCUGUGGCCUUCAACUCGUGCUUCGGUCGUAUCUACGCCCUCACCAUGAUGUACAACCUCAACACGCGCGACUCCAUCCGCCGCGCCGGUGCCAGCAGGAGCGGCGGGACGAGUGGGCAGAACGUCACAAACGGCAACGCCGCGAUCGAUCUGAGCAACAUCCGUGUAGACACUCAGGUUGUCUCCGAUUACGGCCGUCCGAGCAAAAAUGGUCCUACCUAUUAUCCUGACCAGAACACCAUCGGCGACGACCGCAGCUUCGGUUCGGAGCGGACGGCCAAGGCUGUUUGA
Punctularia strigosozonata HHB-11173 SS5 is the source of this 906-nucleotide messenger RNA. RefSeq lists its product as uncharacterized. The transcript is spliced from 12 exons. Bases 1 to 906 code for a protein of 301 amino acids. NCBI's taxonomy places the organism in Eukaryota, Fungi, Basidiomycota, Agaricomycetes, Corticiales, Punctulariaceae. The record is from RefSeq and is a predicted model, not a curated record.